ACAGAAUCCAAGAAAGGCUCCAACAUGUAAAUGUAUUCUGUCUGGUAUCGAGUCUGCAAUGUUGUCUGAGAUCAUCACCCUCACUUAAGGUGUGCCACUGAAUUGCUCUGAAAGCACAGUAAGGCAAUUUAAAAGAUGCAAGCAAAGGUAAAUGUUAAUCUUUUGCCAUAGUGACAUUUUUAUUGUUUGGGUAAGUCUCCCAGACAGUUUUCUUUCAGAAGAUAACUAUUUGCAUAUGUGAAAAGAAAGAUAACCAAGCAUGUGUAAUGUAGUAGGGGAAAACAUUUACAUUUUAGUCAUUUAGCAGGUGCUCUUAUCAUGAGCGACUUAGAUUAGAGUUAGUGCAUUCAUUUUAAGGUAGCAAGGUGAGAUGACCACAUGUCAGUCAUAGUAAGUUGGCAAAAAAUGUCCUCAAAUUAGCUAUCAUUAAGUAGAAAGUGUACCCAAUCGCGCUUUAGCCAAGAAAAAUAAGAAAAUCAGCUGCUUGACUGAGGUACAUGAAAAUCCCAAAAAGAAUUCUUGCCGCAGGACACUUCAACAGGUGACUGACUACAGGAAUAUAAAGAAAAUGAGCACUCUGUUUCUGCAUAGAUCUGAUAAUUAAUUGACGUGGUAUACAAAAAGGCUUACGCUGGUGUAUUCGCCUUUUCGGGGGGCAGGGGGAUUAAUCAAGAUACUUACAACUAUGGUGGCAAAGGGUUGUAAACUUUGCAGUAAAAUUCCGGCCUGGAAUUUGGGGAAUUUUGCAAAAAUUAAUCAAAAAAAGUUAGCUCAUAACAACAGUGAACCUUUUUUUUGUGGGAUACACAAGGGAAUUCUAGGUCUUGUGGCAUAUUUCGGUUAAACUAUCCCCAAUUCAAUGGAAUUGCAACCCUCUGCAUGCAUAGUGCAUUCUUCCAUCACAUGUACAGCUGAUUCUCAAGAUCUUGCACACUGAGAUGCUAUUGAGCCCACACUACUACACUGUCUGAGCCAAGGACUGCAUGCUUUCUGGUAAGUUUUGAUUACAAUACUGGGUGGGGUGAAUAUAUUUUAAAUGAUAUGCAUGAUUUUCUUUGCAUGUCAUAAAUAGUAGCCUACAGCAAAGUGUGUUUAAAUCAUUUCUAACUUGUUAACAAUUUCUGAUGGUUAGUUUUUGCUACCAUGUAGGUUUUUAGAUUGCUUGAGCCUGCUAAUUGAGGAGUGUUAAUUCACCUGUUUCCAUACAUGUUUCAUUUUAAAAAAAAUUGCAAAGGAGUUGUUUAAUCUAACUGCUUAACUAUUUAUCUGCAUAUGGAAUUGUAUUCAGGAUAUUUUCACUCAUUAUUUUCAUAAUCUUUACAGGAAAAUGCUGCGGCACCAUCUGAUGUGUGGAGACAUUUCACUACAGCUAAUGUAGAAGGAAAAGCUGUGUACAUUUGCAAAAACUGUGCCAACUCGUAUGUGAAGAAUGCAAGAAAGAUGCUGCAUCAUCUGGCCAAGUGCAUCAAAUUCCCUCGGUUCUCACAACAAGCGACCUCUGACAAAAGUCCCUCUACUCCUAUUCGAGAUGGUGGACUGGAGGAACUGGUGGAGGAACUGAGCAGCGGUAAAAUAAUGUACGCUUUCUGUCGUGUCGAGGACCCAAACUCUGGCCUGUGCAAAUACGUCCUGAUCAACUGGACUGGAGAAGGUGUGAAAGACGCCAGGAAAGGACUAUGUGCCAAUCAUGUCAGCUCCAUAGCUAAUUUUCUCAAGGGAGCCCAUGUCACAAUAAAUGCCCGUGCAGAGGAGGAUGUGGAACCUGAGGCUAUUAUGCAAAAGGUGGCCAAGGCCUCAGGGGCCAACUACAGCUUCCACAAAGAGUCCAACAAAUUCCGAGACGCUGGUCCCCAAGGACCUGUGGGCUCUGUGUAUCAGAAGACCAACGCCAUGUCUGAAAUCAAACGGACCAAUAAAGACAACUUCUGGGCGCAGGCAGAGAAAGAUGAGGAGAAGCGGCAGCAGGAGGAGCGCAGCAAGGCAGAUGAAGAGCGCCACAAGCUGGAGAAAGAUCGGAAGGAUCGAGAGGCCAAGGAGGCAACUCUCAGAGAGAAGAGAGACAAGGAGAGGGCCUCUAUGAUUGACCAGCAGAAGAAGUACCAGCAGCAGCAGGAAGCUGAGAGCAGAGACAAUGAAAAACAACAAUGGGAGGAGCAGGAGAAGGACUUCCAGGCAGCUCAGAAGAAAGGGAUGAAGCGUGGUGAAUCUGUAGAGAAAGCCAAUGAGGCGGCCUCCCUGAUCUCUCAGCGUUCUAUGAACCCCAGAGAGAUGUUCAAGCAGAGAGAGAAGGGCAUGGCCCCCAGCACUGCAGACACCGACACCCCUGCUGCUGCCCACACCCCUGCCAGCCCCCAGCCAGGGCGUUUGAACAGCCCUUUUCUCUCUAAGCAACCAUGCGAGCCCGAGCCGUCCCGCUUGCCCCUGCGCCAAGCCUCCCCUCUGCCCACAGGCUCCGCCUCUCCUGUCCCUGCUGCAGAACCCAGUGUGGAUGAGCCCGUUGUGGAUGAAUCCACUCCCAGUGUGGGUGAGCCAUCCCAAUCUGAGUGCUUGGAUGAGCAGGAUGCAACCCCUGAGGAUCAGUGGCAAGAUGAAGUAAAGGCAACAGCAGCUCCCACUGAGCACAACCAUGCCACAGAGCCAGCCCAAAACAACCUCUAUGAGGAGCCCCCAGAGGUGGAAGAGAACACGAAUGAGGUGGCUGCAAAGAAGACCGACCGAGGCGUCUGUGCCAGGGCUCUAUACGACUACCAAGCUGCUGAUGAGACAGAGAUUUCCUUCGAUCCUGAUGACAUCCUCAAUGGCAUCGAGAUGAUUGACGAGGGCUGGUGGCGGGGCUAUGGCCCAGACGGUCAUUUUGGAAUGUUCCCAGCCAAUUACGUGGAGCUGGUCUAAAUCCGUACCUUGCCCGCUCACUGGACCAGCAUAUAGGAGGCAGAAGAGAACCCCCCUCCAGAAGAAUUCGGCAGUAGGAAAACUGCUAGCUCCAGAACACAGCAUCAGAAGUAACUCAACAGUGAACUUUUCAGAGUCAAUUGCUGAACUGUAUCCUUCACAUUAUGGACCAAUGUAUGAACAGUGACCAGGGAGUGCUCAAAUCUAUCCCUGUUGAUGAGAGACAUUUCAUUUAUGUUGUGAGAACUUAGGUGGCAUUGUUUAGGUUUUGAUGAAAUCCCAAACUGAAUCUCUUUCCUCCUGUGAUGCAGUAAAUUGUCAGCCUUUUUUUUUAUGUUUCAAUUCAAGAUUCCAUUGAACAUUUAAUAGCACUUGUACAUCACAUAUCUUAAAGUGAAGCCAGUUUUGUUCCAGGUGUACUUUUUUUGUGUUAUUUGUAUCAUUCACUCAUGUCAUGUUCUGGAUAAUAACAUUUCAUAGCUCACAUAACGGUACCAAAUAUAUAUUUUUUGCCUUUUCCUCAGACUGACAUUUUAUGUGAGUUUGCUUAAAUAAUCCUGUGAAUUUCAAACCAUAGUUUGGUAUUGCAGUUGAAUAUUAGAACCAAAAUGUUCAAUAUUUGCUGUGCUCUCCUGUGGCUGAAUUCAAGAAAAGAUGGGGGUGAAAAUGACACCAUCAUCAUAUCCUUGUGCAAAAGUAUUAUUUUUUAAAAAUAUGUAACGAUUAUGCUACAGAGCUUGUCCCCAUACCCUCCCUCCCUCUGCCCUCUUUUGCCCCUAGAGAAUUUGAAUGAAUGACUGUUUUCAGGGACCAGUUACACGGAACAAGGCAUGAGUAAUCUUUCCUGUCGUGUUGUUGAAUCGUCUUGUCAUUAUCUGUGUCUUGGGUACAAUUUGUCUCUGCUUAACCUGUCUUUCACAGUCCAGCUUUCAUCCAAAUACAGGUCUGUGAAUGGCUUAAUUUAGCAGGCUUAAGAGGGCAAUGAUCAGAUGCUGUUAUCAUGUGAGAGUGCUAAAUGAGGGUAAAGGAGUGGGGUGAUGAUGCUGUCCUCUGGAAAGUGCUUUCUCUCAUUCUAAUCUGUGUGGAAACCUCAUUGUUAUGCAACUUCCCUGCUUUUUUUUAAACUUAUAAUGAAAUCAUUGCAAUAAAAAGUUUGUGGGACAUUGUCACUUUAAAUAAAGAUUUAAAAAAUUAUUAAAAAGGGUCACUGUAAUUUCAAGGUGCAUGAUGUAUCCGUUGUCCUUGUUUUUCAAGAGUAUGUUGUAAUGCAAAUACUUUCGUCAUAAUAAAGUAGUUCAAGUAAAAUGUG
This is a messenger RNA of Oncorhynchus keta (chum salmon), 4201 nucleotides long. Its product is annotated as drebrin-like protein B. The record is from RefSeq and is a predicted model, not a curated record. Gene Ontology annotation, biological process: positive regulation of dendritic spine morphogenesis; positive regulation of axon extension; regulation of actin filament polymerization. Bases 1441 to 2892 code for a protein of 483 amino acids. Lineage: Eukaryota; Metazoa; Chordata; Actinopteri; Salmoniformes; Salmonidae. Gene Ontology annotation, cellular component: actin filament; lamellipodium; postsynaptic membrane. The transcript is spliced from 14 exons. Gene Ontology annotation, molecular function: actin filament binding.